Molecule: messenger RNA, 1659 nt
Organism: Nannizzia gypsea CBS 118893
Lineage: Eukaryota; Fungi; Ascomycota; Eurotiomycetes; Onygenales; Arthrodermataceae
Product: acetamidase
Exons: 4
Coding region: 1-1659 (552 amino acids)
Source: RefSeq, a predicted model, not a curated record
AUGGCACAGAGCUAUACAGAGAUAUCGGCGGCAGCAAAGAAGCGGAGAGACGAUGCCCUUGCUGCGUUCUGGGCUAUCCCAGAUAUCAAGGAAGAUGAGCUGCCGCGAGACCUGAGAUCGUACCCUCAAACAUCUGGUCUUCUCACCGCCGAGGAGCUGGAGAUUAUCAAUUCGGACGCCGUUGUGCUGUUGGAGAAGCUUCGGACAAGACAACUAUCUUCUGUCACGAUAACCACGGCCUUUUGCAAGGCAACUGUCAUUGCACAGAAGUUGACCAAUUGCGUCACCGAAGUCCUGUUCGACGAAGGAUUGAAACGUGCAAAGGAGCUGGAUGACCAUCUCGAAAGGACAGGCAAGGUGGUUGGGCCUCUCCAUGGAUUGCCAGUCUCGCUAAAGGACAACUUCAUGACGGUCCCUCAUCCGUCUUCCAUUGGAAUGGCAGCAUAUACCAUCGAACCAACAGUCAGAGACUCCGUGAUAGUAACGGGCCUGCGAGACUUAGGCGCAGUCUUUUAUGUCAAAACCAACGUGCCCACGGCAAUGUUGAUGGCAGAGACAGACAACAGAGUCUGGGGCGAGACUCGAAACCCCAUCCACAAGGGUCUGAGUCCUGGUGGCUCAUCAGGCGGAGAGGCAGCUCUACUGGCCCUAAAAGCAUCACCACUAGGGCUUGGAACAGAUAUUGGAGGCAGCAUUCGUGUCCCUGGUGCGUUCUGUCAUCUGUACGGGUUGAAGCCGUCUUUUGGUCGGUUCUCAACUCUAGGAGGGCGCGCUGCCAUACAGGGACAGGAGUUUAUACCUUCUGUAUGCGGUCCCAUGGCAAUUUCACUCGAGAGUGUCAAGCUGUUUUGCGAGACGAUAUUAUCUGAGCAAGCCGGGCAGUGGAACGCUGAUCCUAAGCUUCUCCCCAUCCCCUGGAGAAAAGAUGUGAUUCAGCCCAAGGGACGAAAGCUGCGUAUUGGUAUACUCGGUAACAACGACGGUGGCAGGACUUGUUACCCGCCCGUCGAGCGUGCCCUUAGCAUCGUGACCAAGGCACUAAAAGACGCCGGUCAUGAUGUCUUCGAAUGGGCUCCAAUCGACCAUCCCGAGGUCCUGCGUCUUGUCAUCGAAGGGUUCAAGGUAUUCGGAACGUCCGCCAUCCUCCCUCAGCUAGAAAAGCACGGCGAGCCUCUCUUCAAGUGCAUGGAGAAGACCUUCUCAACCCUCAAGGAAGACCAGCUGGAUGCUGUCAAACUGAGCGACAUGAUCAUCGAACGCAACGGCCUGCAGAGAGCAUACCUCGAGAGGUGGAUGGCCACCAAGACAGACACAGCUGGCCCCAUGGACUGUAUCAUCGCCCCAGCCGCCGUUGCUCCCGCCGCUCGUCUGGGAUACGGCCAGACGAUGCAGUAUUUCGGCUUCACUGCCUUCGGUAACCUGCUAGACCUGCCAUCGUGUACAUUCCCCGUCACCUACGCGGACAAGGCCGUCGACCUAAAGCGAGACGCCAGCUGGACGCCCCUAAACGAACAAGACAAAAUCAUGCAGUCCGAGUAUGAUCCUGAGUUCUACCAUGGCGCGCCCGUCUCGCUGCAGCUGUAUGGCAAGCGGCUCGAGGAAGAGAAAGUGGUCGAAAUGGUGGAAGUCGUUGCGGAUAUCCUCAAGUUCAAGCCGUAG